This is a messenger RNA of Lodderomyces parapsilosis, 1917 nucleotides long. Its product is annotated as sorting nexin 1. Gene Ontology annotation, biological process: protein retention in Golgi apparatus; retrograde transport, endosome to Golgi. Bases 1 to 1917 code for a protein of 638 amino acids. Gene Ontology annotation, cellular component: endosome. NCBI's taxonomy places the organism in Eukaryota, Fungi, Ascomycota, Pichiomycetes, Serinales, Debaryomycetaceae. The transcript has a single exon. The record is from RefSeq and is a predicted model, not a curated record. Gene Ontology annotation, molecular function: phosphatidylinositol binding.
AUGGAUGAAGAUUUAACCAAAUCAGUGUGGGAUGAUGAUUUUGAUUCCAAUAAGCAAAAUGACAUCGAACUGUCUGGUGGAUUAGGCGAUGGCAUAAGCUCCCUGUCUACUGCAUUCGGUCAGUCAAUCACGCCCUUGGUCAAUGAAUUUCAAUCAUACUCAAUUGACGAUCCAUUUGCUAACCCCUUUGAUGAUAGAAAACCACUGCCUGAACCAAGUGACAAUGAUGAUGAUGAUAACGUGAACAAAGCUCAAAAAUUUACAAAUUUCAACUCAGAACAAGAACAGUUGCAUGAGCUUAAAUCAGAAGAACGCAAGGAAUUGAAAAGUCAAAUUAUGUCAGAGCUUACCCACGGUUCUGAAGAAAGCGACCUUUUAGCACAACAGUUGAACGAAAGGACCCCAAAAAGUGUCCGCAAAACUGACGAAUUGUUCCAUGACAGGGAAUCUCCAAUCAAACUCGUUUCUCUGGGUGAAGAUACAACCUUAUCGCCCAGUAGGCCACUAAAUGUUAAAAAAUUCAAAGCGGGCAGACCGAGAAAAUUCAGUUCCAAAACAAAUGUGCAGCACUUGAAGUCAUCACAAUCGGACUCAGCAGAUAAUUUGCUUGGACCAUUAGGUGGCGCACUAAAAGUGACAGAUGAAUUGGUAUCCGAACAAGGAGACCAAGUUGAAGAGAAAGAUAAUGUCGAAGAAGAGGUAACGAGCGACAACAAGAGCGGAGAAGAGUCUAAGAAGCAACCACCACCGCCAAAAAACAAGGACGAAAAUGAGUUGGACAUCACUGUGGGCGAUCCUACGAAAGUGGGUGACAUAACUACUGCCCAUAUUGUAUACAAAAUCAGGACCAAAAACAAAAAUCCAGAGUCGGUGAAAUUUCCAAACAUAGACACAGCAGAAGUGACAAGGAGGUAUAGAGAUUUCAGAUGGAUUUAUCAUCAACUACAGGCAAACCACCCAGGAAGAAUUAUUCCACCACCUCCAUCGAAGCAAAGCAUCAUUGGUAGAUUUAACGAAAAGUUGAUUGAGCAUAGAAGGUUUGCUUUGGAGAAAAUGCUACGCAACAUUUCCAACAAACCAGGUCUUGCUAAUGACCCAGAUUUCGUUUCGUUUUUGACCAACGAUGGCGAUGGAAGAUUCAAUGAGGGUGGACUUGAAGAGUCAACGUUUCACGAAGGGGGCACAGCUAACUCCAAUUCCUCAUCUGCAGCAAAUGUAGCUGCUAGUGCUGCCAUAGCGUCCACUGGUUUUAUGAGCUCGUUGUUCUCCAUGUCGAACAAAUUUGUUGACCCCGAUCAGUUUUUUGUUGAAAAGAAGAACUAUCUUGAUGAUUUGGAAUACAAUUUGAAACAGUUUGCUAAAACGAUUGACUUGAUUGGAACCCAGCGACAAGAUAUGAGCAACAUUUUAGAAGAGUUGGCAAUCACAAUGGAGGAACUAUCAGCUUUGGAAAUCAGCAAAGCCACCACAGAUCUACUUAACGCAUUUAGCGAGGUUGAGUUUAAGAUUAAAGAUAAUUUGGACAGACUCAACAUCUCAGAUCAAUUGACUAUUGGAUUCACUAUUGAUGAGUACUUGCGAAUUAUAGAGUCGAUAAACUAUGUUCUACAAACGAGAGUCAAAAUCUAUCAACUGUUUUCAUCUUUGACUACGCAAGUUGACAAGUUAUCAAAAAAGCAACCACUUCUGCCGGAGAGGGCAUUCGAAGUUGAAAAGCUAAAAGAAAGACAGGGCGAUUUAAAGGAACAGUUUGAGCAAAUAAGUGAGACUAUAAAGGCCGAGUUAGAAGAGUUUGAACUUAAUAGGAUCGAUGAUUUCAGAAACAAUGUUGAAAUCUAUGUUGAAAGCUCUAUUGAGUCACAAAAGGAGGCAAUCGAGUUGUAUGAAACUUUUUAUAGUAGGUAUAUACUUCAGUAG